AUAUGAUGUAAAUCUAGCUUAUAUAUAACCAAUAUAGUGUUAUAUUUUUAUAUUAUCAACAUUUAAUACGAAUUCAACCGUAAAUGGUAUGCGAUAGUGUAAAAUUAACAACAGGUUCGACACAUCAUCAUGGCUAUGAGAAUUAUUUCCCGUAAUUUUAUCAAUCGUUUGCCAAAAAAUACUCAAAAUUUUUCAACUUCCACCAAACUUUAUGCUGCAUCAGUUUUGAACAAAUAUGAGUUCAUCAAAGCAGAAAAAGCCGGUGAAAAACAGAAUGUUGGCCUGGUGACCCUCAACAGACCCAAAGCUCUCAAUGCUCUUUGCCAGCAAUUAAUAACAGAAUUGAAUGACGCCAUGGAAAAGUUUGAUUUAGAUGAAUCAAUAGGAGCUCUUGUUUUAACUGGAAGUGAAAAAGCAUUUGCAGCCGGCGCGGAUAUUAAGGAGAUGGCAAGUAAUACAUUCGCUGGAAACUUGAAGGGAUCAUUCUUACAAAACUGGAGCGAUAUUUCUAAAAUCAGAAAGCCGAUUAUCGCUGCUGUUAAUGGUUAUGCUUUAGGAGGUGGCUGUGAAAUCGCAAUGAUGUGUGAUAUUAUUUAUGCUGGUGAUAAAGCUAAAUUCGGUCAGCCAGAGAUAAUCAUCGGGACAAUCCCGGGAUCUGGUGGCACUCAGAGACUUACCAAAGCUAUUGGAAAAAGUAAAGCCAUGGAAAUGGUUCUGACUGGUAAUCAGAUAACUGCCCAAGAAGCUGAGAAAUUUGGUUUGGUCAGCAAAAUAUUCCCAGCAGAUCAAUUGAUCAACGAAGCAGUUAAACUAGGUGAAAAAAUAGCCGCUAAUUCACAACUAUCAGUGGCUUUAGCUAAAGAAGCUGUUAAUAAAGCAUUCGAAUUGUCACUCCAAGAAGGGCUGAACUUUGAAAGAAGAAUGUUCCAAGCGACUUUUGCUUUGGAUGAUCAAAAAGAGGGUAUGUCAGCAUUUAUUGAGAAACGUCCACCGAAAUUUAAAAAUAAUUAAGAUUUUAUAAAUAUACUAUGAAAGUAAAAAUUUUUUAUACGAUUGUUGUGUAACAGUGAAAUUUUUUAACUUUUUAAAAAAAUACAAGUUUAAAUUGAGUAAAUUUUUUUGUUCAUCUUCAUCAAACCUUCAUAUUUAUGAGAAGAAUCAAUAAUUUUUUUUUAAACUUUUAGCUUAUAAUAAUCUUUUUUAAAAUUUUUAAAUAUAUAUAAAUAAUAUUAAGUAUGCGUAUCACAGACAAGUUUCGUUCGUAUCAGUAAAAUCACACGAAUAUGAUUAAAAACUUAAUUAUCAAUUUAAAA
This is a messenger RNA of Cotesia glomerata, 1313 nucleotides long. RefSeq names its product probable enoyl-CoA hydratase, mitochondrial (gene Echs1). The record is from RefSeq and is a predicted model, not a curated record. The transcript is spliced from 7 exons. Gene Ontology annotation, biological process: fatty acid beta-oxidation. Gene Ontology annotation, molecular function: enoyl-CoA hydratase activity. Bases 130 to 1011 code for a protein of 293 amino acids. Gene Ontology annotation, cellular component: mitochondrion. NCBI's taxonomy places the organism in Eukaryota, Metazoa, Arthropoda, Insecta, Hymenoptera, Braconidae.